Molecule: messenger RNA, 775 nt
Organism: Caenorhabditis angaria
Lineage: Eukaryota; Metazoa; Nematoda; Chromadorea; Rhabditida; Rhabditidae
Source: the annotation of a GenBank genome assembly
AUGACUUCGAUGGCCGAAAAGUAUGUCACUGAAUUGCGCGAAAGAGAUCCAGCAACUGUUGAUACAAUUUAUCUCGACAAUUCAACCGGUGGAGUUAUCGAAGGAGUUGACGACAAACUCACCAAUCUUUUGGUUAGUUUUUUUUCAUAUAUGAUAAAUAAUUGAUAAGACUUUUCAGACUCUCAGCAUGGUUAAUUGUGAAUUAACAUCAUUCAAAGGACUUCCAUCAUUGCCAGCUGUCACCUACAUCGACGUCACCAACAACAAAUUCGGAGAUACACCAGCUUUUGAUAUUCUUGUCAAAAAUGCUCCAGAACUUGUUCGUCUCAAUUUGAGCUCAAACAACAUCACUUCAAUUGAAGUUUUGCGCCCAUUGAAAAUGUUGACAAAACUUGCCGAACUCGAUCUUUCGCACAACGAAUCUCUUGGUCUCACCGAAAGUUAUCGCGACAAAAUCUUCGAAAUCAUUCCAAGUUUGAAAUCUUUGGAUGGAUUGGAUGUUGAUGGCGAAGAAAUCGAAGAAGAAUUUGACGGUGGAGAGGCCGGAGAAGAUUCGGACAGCGGAGACGAUGACGAAGAAGAGGGUGGACCAGGUUUGAGCUAUUUGGACAAGAGUCAAUUCUCAGAUGAUGAAACUGAUGAUUACAUCCCAGAAGAUAAAGCUGAACAGACAAAAGAAGGUGAAGGCGACUCUGAAGCUCGUGGAGUUAAAAGAAAUGCCGAUGAAGCUGGAACUUCGGAUGAACCAGAAGCUAAAAAAUCGACAUCCGAAUAA